Haemonchus placei is the source of this 1086-nucleotide messenger RNA. The record is from the annotation of a GenBank genome assembly. Lineage: Eukaryota; Metazoa; Nematoda; Chromadorea; Rhabditida; Trichostrongylidae.
AUGUCAGUUAUCGAUCAUACGAUAGCGGAAUUGCGGGAAAAAGUACGAGCUCUGACCGCAGAACUAAGCUCAUACAAAGUUGAGCCGAAAAGUUUGAAUCACUCUACAAUGGUCCAAUCGCGGCAGAAAAUCGAGAAAAUGAGUGCGGAGGUUGUUGAUUCCAAUCCGUACAGUCGGCUUAUGGCUCUGAAAAGAAUGGGAAUAGUGAAGGAUUACGAAAAGAUAAGGGAAAAGGCAGUAGCUGUGGUUGGGAUUGGAGGGGUGGGCAGCGUUGUAGCCGAAAUGCUCACGAGGUGCGCCAUCGGAAAGCUCAUUCUUUUCGACUACGAUAAAGUGGAGUUGGCUAACAUGAAUCGACUAUUUUACCAACCUCAUCAAUCAGGACUUAGUAAAGUCGAGGCUGCAAAGGACACUCUGACGCAUAUCAAUCCAGAUGUCAUGAUCGAGACGCAUAACUUUAACAUAACUUCCGUGGAGAACUUCAAUAAGUUCGUUGAGAGAAUACGACAUGGAUCCUUAACGGGCGGAAAGGUGGAUCUUGUAUUGAGCUGUGUGGAUAAUUUUGAAGCACGGAUGACUGUCAACACAGCGUGCAACGAAGAGAACCAGGUGUGGAUGGAAUCAGGUGUGAGUGAAAACGCAGUUUCCGGUCAUAUUCAGUACAUCGAACCUGGUCGGACUGCAUGUUUUGCUUGUGUACCGCCUCUGGUUGUUGCUUCAAAUAUUGACGAAAAAACACUCAAGCGAGAAGGUGUCUGUGCUGCAUCUUUGCCAACGACGAUGGCAGUCGUAGCAGGUUUUCUCGUUCAGAACACUCUCAAAUACCUCCUGAAUUUUGGUGAAGUGUCCAUGUACGUGGGCUAUAACGCGCUUGUUGACUUUUUCCCUCGGCAUGAAAUGAGGCCGAACGAUCAGUGUGAUGAUCGUUUUUGCAGAAAACGGCAAAAAGAAUACCAGAUGAAGAAGAAGUCUGAAGCUACAGAAGAGAAAUCAGCUGCUUCUCCAGAGAAGGAGAUUGCUCAUGAGGAUAACACAUGGGGUAUUGGUAUGUGUCUUGCUAUAUACACAUGCCCAACUGUAAUUUAA